AGGAGAACCGGGGAGGACGCCGCCUAACGUCGGUCAUGGCUGUUUUUAUCGCCUGUGGAUGAUUAUUUGUUCAUAUUUUUUAAAGGUCUCCAGCUCCACCUGAUCCAGUCUGAGGAUCCGUUGAACCAGGAAUCUGUCGGAGCUUCUGUUCGGGACCAUGGGGAACCAGCUGACGGACAUGGCUCCCAGCACGCCCUUCCUGCCGGGCUUCCAGUGCGUGCACGUGGUGGUGAUCGGCCUGGACUCGGCCGGCAAGACGUCUCUGCUCUACCGGCUGAAGCUCAAGGAGUUUGUGAAGACCAUCCCCACCAAGGGCUUCAACACGGAGAAGAUCCGGGUCUGUGUGGGGGCGUCCCGGGCCGUCACCUUCCAGGUGUGGGACGUGGGCGGGCAGGAGAAGCUGCGCCCCCUCUGGAAGUCCUACACCCGGCGCACGGACGGCAUCGUGUUCGUGGUGGACUCCACGGAGCAGGAGCGCGUGGAGGAGGCCAAGGUGGAGCUCCACAAGAUCACCCGCACCUCCGAGAACCAGGGGGUGCCCGUGCUGGUGCUGGCCAACAAGCAGGACCUGGACUCGGCGCUGUCCGUCGGCGAGGUGGAGAAGCUGCUGUCGGCGCACGAGCUGAGCACGUACACGCUGCACCACGCGCAGGGCUGCAGCGCCGUGGACGGGCGGGGGCUGCAGGCGGGGCUGGAGAAACUCUACGAGAUGAUCCUGAAGAGGAAGAAGGCCGCCAGGCACGGGCGGAGCCGGAGGAGGUGAGCUCCGCCGGAGGAGGCUCGCUCGGCGGCGGGUUCGCUCCAAACACCGCAGCAGUGUUGGCGGUUGCAGCUGCGCUCCAGCAGCUGGACUGACGGUAGCUCGUCUCCACCUCCGCUCUGCACGGCUUGAGGUUGGACACAGACUCGUUUUUACGCCUCGUUUGUCGAGACGUCGGUGAAAAGCUCCUGCAGCGGCUCGCGCUCCCCGCUGGACGUUUUGACUCCCCGCAAUAUUUACUGAACGCUGUACGGGUGCCAGACGGCGGAGAUUUUUCAUUUUAUUUACUAAAACUGUGACGUACGAGGCAGUGUUGCAGAUUACAGAUUAGAUUUAGGUUCUUUACCGUGAAUGAAGACGUUUUUUUCCCCGUAACGAGCACAGCCGUGAAGUUUCGGUUGCUUAAAUUUAAUUAAGUGUUGAUGCAAAUUGUACAUUUUUGUAAAUCUACA
This is a messenger RNA of Nematolebias whitei (Rio pearlfish), 1212 nucleotides long. It is a transcript of the gene arl4d, whose product is annotated as ADP-ribosylation factor-like 4D. Gene Ontology annotation, molecular function: GTP binding; GTPase activity. Lineage: Eukaryota; Metazoa; Chordata; Actinopteri; Cyprinodontiformes; Rivulidae. Gene Ontology annotation, biological process: vesicle-mediated transport; intracellular protein transport. The transcript is spliced from 2 exons. The record is from RefSeq and is a predicted model, not a curated record. Gene Ontology annotation, cellular component: cytoplasm. Bases 158 to 763 code for a protein of 201 amino acids.